Panicum virgatum (switchgrass) is the source of this 397-nucleotide messenger RNA. RefSeq names its product defensin Tk-AMP-D6-like. NCBI's taxonomy places the organism in Eukaryota, Viridiplantae, Streptophyta, Magnoliopsida, Poales, Poaceae. The record is from RefSeq and is a predicted model, not a curated record. The transcript has 2 exons. The coding region runs from base 43 to 297 and encodes 84 amino acids. Gene Ontology annotation, biological process: defense response.
UGCACAUUCUUUUCUUCCCCCCAUUGGACGCACAACCAAUCGAUGAUGGAGGCUUCACAGAGGAAGCUCUCGGCAGCCGUCGUCCUCCUCCUUCUGCUCAUCGUGGCUGCCGAGAUGGGGCCGGUUCAGGCGGGGGAGUGCCUGUCACAGAGCAAGACGUUCAAGGGGUGGUGCUUCAACUCGGAUCGCUGCAACGACAAGUGCCUCAAGGAGAGCAGCGCCUACUCCGGCGGCAAGUGCCGCGGCCUCUAUUUUCUAUGCUUUUGCAUCACGCCGUGCGCGGCCUCGUUAGAAUGAACACAAGAAAUGUAUUAUUGGGGUCUUGUGCCCACGGGUUUUCUUGCAGAAAAUCCGGUCGUGGUAAUAAAGGGAAGCGCUAAAUUUUAGUUGACUCAAA